Molecule: messenger RNA, 2358 nt
Organism: Asterias rubens (European starfish)
Lineage: Eukaryota; Metazoa; Echinodermata; Asteroidea; Forcipulatida; Asteriidae
Product: adipocyte plasma membrane-associated protein-like
Exons: 10
Coding region: 182-1501 (439 amino acids)
Biological process (GO): biosynthetic process
Molecular function (GO): strictosidine synthase activity
Source: RefSeq, a predicted model, not a curated record
UACACAUGCUGGCCGUGUACGAAACUAACAACAAACACUAAAAACGAGCUAAAAAACGUAUCAUUUAUGCGUAGUGUCCCAACGUACAAGGAAGUGAAAAACGCAAGUCGAAGCUUGAGGAAACAACGGAUGCAACCCUUUUCUUUAGCUCAUUUUGAGCAUACAAGCUAAAGUGGUAAAGAUGUCAGAUCUUUCAACAAGUAAGACGGUCAAAAAGAGGAAUGCUAAAGCACCAACCGAAUCCCAAAGGGUUGAAGACAUUGAUACCAAAAAGGAUAAGGUGCCAACCAGGCGUACGCCUAAACUCAAGCCACCUACAUUAUGGCAAUGGGUAAAAUUUGUCAUCAAGAUACUGAUUGUGUUGGGCAUAAUUGCUGGAGUAAUGAUUUAUAACAUGGAGUCACCAAUGACCCCUCAUAUCGUCAGUCUUCCAAGUCCUAGAGCACUAGAGGGCGCUCUUGAACCAAACACAAGGCUUUUAGAAGGCAUUAAGAUUCUGGAAGGAAAGAUCCGAGGUCCUGAAUGUCUAGCUGAGUAUAAAGGAAAACUUUACACAGGGACAUAUGAUGGUGCAAUAGUAAGAAUAACGAAUGAAUCUAAAAUGACAAGUGUGGCUAGACUUGGAUCCAGACCAUGUGGUUCUCCAGUGAAUGAGCCAAGCUGUGGGCGCCCUCUAGGGCUCCGUGUUAUUGGUAAUGAAAUCUACGUCAUGGAUGGGUACAAGGGACUAUUCCAGAUAUCAACUAGAGGAAAAGUUGACAACCUUGUUCCCAGUGAUCGUACAUAUGAACAACUCCCAAUCAAGUAUGGGAGUGACAUGGAGAAACUAAAAACCCCUGGAGGAAGUAAAGAUUUAUUUUUCAUUGAUUCCUGUAAGAAUAGGGAUUAUCGUCAGCAAGAUUACAUCUUAUGGGAAGCAGAUGGCUGUGGAAGAUUAAUGUGGUAUAACCCAGUCAGUAAGAUGAGUAACAUUGCUAUCAAGAUGCUGUUUUAUCCAACUGGAAUACAAUUCUCACCGGAUGAAGACUUCUUGCUUAUCUCAGAGGCAACUCGCUUCCGUAUCCUCAAGUACUAUUUUAAGGGCCCUCUGAGCGGUGAUUUUACCAUCUUCGCUAAGAACCUACCCGGUGCACCUAUGAAGAUUCGUCCUAGUGCAAGUGGAGGUUACUGGGUCGGUUUAUCUCAUGUCGGAGGUCGUAUGGGGUCAUUACCAAUUAUAGAUAUUCUCUAUGCAAGACCAUGGCUGAGGAGUCUUAUAACUAAGUUUGUUGAUCCUGUUACCCUCACCAAAUGGAUUCCAAAUUAUGGAAUGAUCAUAGAACUCGACCAGAAGGGUAAAAUAGUACAGAGUUUGCACGACCCUACUGGUGAAAUGGUAUCUUCCAUCAGCAGUGUACUUGAUACAGGUGAUGCAUUGUAUCUUGGCUCAGAGGAUAAGAACUACAUUUUGAAAAUAGGGAUGAAAGAUAGAAAGGAGAUGGGCAAGUCUACAAAAGCGUAGUCUUUAAUCAAGUGUUCUAAGUUUGUAGUUUCUUUUAUAUCAAUCUGGCCAUGUUAAUUUGAGUGUUAAAUUAUGGGAUUUCCCAUAGAACACAAACACCGAAAAUGCCUACCUAUGGGUUCAAAAUAUAUAGAGUGUAUGAACAAUUGUCCUUGUGUGUACAAUUUCUUUUUGUUGAAAAUAUUAUUUUGAAAUCAGUUUGUCUUUUCGCUUUGAUACAUAACAUUUUAUAUGAAAGGACUUUUAUAUGAAAAGACAAAAUCUAUUUUGGUGAAAAGCUUUAUUGAAUAAAAGUGAAUAUUGUGACUAAAUUAUUAUCAUAUUUUGUACUAAUUUUUUUCUACAUGAAUUAUAUAUUUUUGAAAGCAAGACGUCUUGUUAAAACAAGUUUUUCAUGAAGAUAAAGUGGGUCUUGAAUAACCCACUUUUUGUACUAAAUAUUGCAAUAAUGGUUAACACUAACACAGUGCUUUAUAUUUUUAUUUAACAAGUUUGUUAUUUUUGUUUAAAAAAAAGUUCAGAAUCAUUUUAGUGUAGUACUAUUAGUAUUAUGAAUAAUGAUUUUAAGCAGGCAUGCAACUUCCUGAACUUCUAGCAGAUUAGCUGAUUUCUUCUCUUUCUUCAAUAUUAUGUCCAAAGUGUUUCCUUAUUGUUUUAUAAUUAAAAAGUUUCAUGUUUGUUGAAAGAAUGACAAUUGUAAAACAGUUUUACAAAAACUGGAUGUUUCCCUCAUUGAACAGUGGAAUUUGCUCCAUUUGGAGCGAAUUAAUUUUCUUAUUUCCCCCAAUACUUUGUGUGUAUUUUGUCUCUGAAUAAAAAUUAAUUAAAGAUGAAAUAAAUGAUUGCUAUGUAUUAUC